AUGUCGCUCUACAACUUUUUACCAGCAUUCAGAGCAUACCUCCCUGGAGAACACAAAAGAAUUUUAAAAAUUAAUGAGGAACUUAAAGAUUUCAUUUUGGAAAGAGUGAAGGAGCAUCAGAAGGUACUGGACCCCAACAACCCUCAGGACUACAUUGACUACUACCUCUCCAAAAUGCAGCAGGAGAAAGAUAAUGCUCAGACUGAAUUUGACUUGGAAAAUGUAAAAAUGACAGGAGUAGAUUUAUUUAGCGCAGGAACAGAGACAAGCAGUAGCACCCUACGAUAUGGCCUGCUGCUCAUUCUGAAAUAUCCUGAGGUCCAAGCAAAAAUUCUUGAGGAAAUUGAAUGUAUGAUUGGACACAAUCGACUUCCUUCCAUAAGGGACAGACAAGAUAUGCAAUACAUGGGUGCUGUGGUGCAUGAAGUGCAAAGAUUCAUUGACCUCGUACCUCUCAACAUACCCCAUGCAGUGAACCGAGACAUUCAUUUCCAACAAUAUAUCCACCCCAAA
Phascolarctos cinereus (koala) is the source of this 513-nucleotide messenger RNA. NCBI's taxonomy places the organism in Eukaryota, Metazoa, Chordata, Mammalia, Diprotodontia, Phascolarctidae. The record is from RefSeq and is a predicted model, not a curated record.